AUGGGGCACAGAAAAUCAAGGAAACGCCAAGUCAGUGAAGUCAAAGAAGGGCAGGAACAAGGUAAACUGAGAAUGCGUUCAGAGCUGGGUCACAGUAAGGUAUUUGCAACCGUCUUCACAAAUACCUACUGCAAGGUAUGUAGCCUAUCUAAAGGGAUGAAAUAAUUCAUAUUAUCAGCCAUUAUGUCUCCUACUCAGAAUUGGGUUUUACAUCUUGAUAUGACCUGGAAACCAUUAAAAUGUGUGCUGGAAUCUAAUCUAAGCCACCAUGAGCAGAAUAAAAAAGCUAUUCCAUGAAAGGAGAAACUAGCUGUGCUGUCUCCAUCAUAAGUUUCAGCUAAAUAAGGAGGUUUGAUGCAACAGAAUGGGGAGGGGAGAGUGUGACAGGAGUGUUGAAUGGGGAUCUGAGGAGCGCAAUGGCAAGGAUCCCUAAGGCAGCAGACUGUGUUACGUCAGCUGACACCCCCAUUCCAGUGGUUGGUCUACCACUUUCAGUUCCCAGCUCAGCCAGAAGCCUGAUCACCAUCUGCCACUGGUAGACACCCCAUCCAAGGCCUCCAAUUUAGGGUGCCAGUUCUCUUCUCCUGAACAGUGCAAUAAAAGAGACUGCAUUUCCCAUUCUCUCUUACUGCUUGUCAGUGUUAGCAAUUAAAGGACCACGGCUAUUUUUAUAAGGUGCAUCUGACCACCACCAUCUAUGCACUUAUCACCUGACCUGUCAACAUGGCAGGAAAGGAUUACUGCAUGACCAGUGCAUGCUUUGAAGCUGUGCAGCCCAAGAGUGCCCCAAGGGAAGAAAUAUAAUCCCUUUCCAGGAAUGCUGCAAAUGCUUCUAAGUGUGCACAAUUAAUACCAAAAGAGAAGCACUGACAGCUGCCAUUUAGUCACUGUACUAAGGUGCACUUAGGGAUGAUCCAACCUCUCCAUUGUAGGCCUAUGGAUGCCAAUCGAUGCUGUUUUUAGAAAUCCUGGCUUAAAGGUUAUGUCUUGUAAAGCCGGCGUGGGAUACCUGUGACCCUCCAGACCUUGUUGAACUGCAUUUCCCAUCAUUCCUGACCUGUGGCCAUGCUGGUUGGGAUUAAUGGGAGUUGGAGGCUGUGGCGAUCACACAGGGUCCCCGGACAUUUCACCAUCUAUUGAUCCCUGUGCCACCACUUUAUUUCUCUCUGCCACCACCCAGGCCCUACCUGGGACAAUACUGAGUCCAAUCAGGGUUAAAUUGGAACAUAAACUUCUGUUUAUUUAUUGCAGUUUAACAAGCGUAUGGUUUCAUAAAUGGUAUCGGUCAAUUACAUUCAUGGGGUGCCUAUCCAGACCUAUAACUUUUGCUACCUGCUCUCACUCACUAAACCACCUCUCAGAUAUUUACUUAACUCAACCUACCCACACUCUAUCCCAAUUCACUCCCACUCCAACCCAACCAACCACCCAACUCCCAACGAACUCUCCAACGAACUCCCCCUUUGCCCCUCCCAGAGCUGGUUUUAUAGUCCCUCUGACUCCACCUGGGUCCUGAUUGGGUAACCUGUUUAACUAUUUCACCUCCAGCACUCUCUCAUAUGUUAACAUCACAGAGGCCAACAGCACCAAGAGGGCCGCAGGUAUCUCAUUAUUGUUGCCACAGCACAAAAUCCUUCCACUCCUUUCCUGCUCCAUAAGCUUUACUCUGCUCCAUUAUUCAUAUUUAAUCUUUGUAAUGUUAUAAUUUGGUUUCAAUUUAUUUCAGCACCUGCUCAUGAUGCCACUAGAUGGUGAAUAUGAUACGGUCAUCAAUUAUCUCCUAGGUUUUUUUUAUGUUUGUAUUGCAUUGUAUAGGAUAUAUGGAGAACUAUAAUUAAUUUUUUUACUGCUUUCUUUCACUGCACCCUUUCUCGCUAGGGAUCUUACACUUCCAUUACUAAACCAAACAAACACUACUGGUGUUUCCGCAGUAUAAACAGCUUCCAUUUUCUUCUUAAACCAGGCAGCCUUACUUAAACUAAUUUUAACCGCUUCAGUUGGGAGAAGUAGCCCAACUUUAGGGACCUGCAGAUCCAUGUAAAUAUGAUCGGUUGGGCUCUCUAAUUACCAUAUGUUGUAGGCAAUCAAUAGAGAUGAAUAUCUCAUUUCAUAUCCUGUUUGCGGGCUUCCCAGGGGCAGUUUUCUGCUGGAAGAUGCUAGAGGCUGCCCUCAUUAUCAAGGCAAUAUUUGCAUGCAUUCCACUUCAUAAACAUACUACUCACCAUGGUUGUAUACAUGUUCCCAUUCACUCAAGCAUCCAGUGCAUUCCCAUUGCUUGUUGAGGAAGCCACAUAAGCACUAUGUUAGCCACAAUCCAUAUCUAUCUAGCCUGUAGAUUCUUGACAAAUGCUGCAUUUUCAUGCAUUUCCCCCCAAAUCAGCUUCACUUUGAUUUGAAAAUGUAAACCACAUAAAGACAUCUACCUACCCUCGCCACCCACUGGUGUGGACAGAAAGCAGGCAAACACAUUCAACCAUACUAACGUGUACAACAAUGUACAAAGGCUGUUUGAAACUCAGCAGGAGAAAACCACCUUGCUAUGUUUUAAGCUGGUAAUGUGUGCACAAUCCAUUUAUACAAAAGCUAGAGAAUGCAAGAGUCAUGAUAGAGAAUGCAAAAGUCAUGAAGAGGCCACUGUGAACAUAAAUUGCACUGACCAUAUAUGUGUCCCUGCGCGCGCACACACACACACACACACACACACACAGAGGCAGUAGGGAUUUUCAUUUUUUCCCGUUCUUUUAUGGGCCUCAGGUCUUUAGUUAUGCAUAGAGCUCAGGUGGUACUGGUACUCAUCUGAAAAGUAUUUUGGGGAUUGGGGGCACUAGGGCACCACCAGUUGAGAUGUUAUCUUGUGCCAGAUCACUUGAAGGCAGAAAAAAAAAAACUUUAUCAUUUUCUAAAUGUCAGCUCCUCUCCUUCUGUGGAGGGGGACAAUUCUCCUUCUGGCUCAGCUAGCUUGAAUCUUAGAUUAGUCAUUCAUGCAAAAUUCAAGGCCAAAGGAGUGAGUUGUUUAGUAGUUCACUCAUCUUAAGUCUGUUAUUAGUAGAGUUGUGACCUUAUUGUUUGUAAGAGCCUAGUGUGCUUACUUAGCCAGCCUCAGGUAGGCCUAGCCCCCCCCCCCAAUCAAUACAUCUUUCAUAUGAGUACCAAUGGUACCUUCUCCAGUAGCACAGUUGGUAUGAGUGAAGGGUGGCAGCUUAGCAGAAAAAGAGGAUUUUUGGAUACACUUGUGGUGGUAUGCUGGCUUUUAGGUGGUGUUUCUGUUUGGCUUCCAAGCAGCCAGAUUCAACAAUUUUGAUUCUGGGUGCCUGAGAAAGCAUUGUGUGAGCAGAUCUGGGAUCACAAAUAGCAUCCAAGAUGGUGAUUUAUAUCAGGGGUAGGCAACCUAAGGCCCAGGGGCCGGAUGCGGCCCAAGCACCUUCUCAAUCCAGCCUGCGGACGGUUCGGGAAUCAGUGUGUUUUUACAUGAGUAGAAUGUGUACUUUUAUUUAAAAUUCAUCCCUGGGUUAUUUGUGGGGCCUGUCUAGUGUUUUUACAUGAGUAGAAUGUGUGCUUUUAUUUAAAAUGCAUCUCUGGGUUAUUUGUGGGGCAUAGGAAUUUGUUCAUAUUUUUUAAAAAAUAUAGUCUGGCCCCCCUCAAGGUCUGAGGGAUGGUGGACUGGCCCAUGGCUGAAAAAGGUUGCUGACCCCUGAUUUAUAUCUUGCUCUUCCUCCCAAAGGCACCCAUGCCAUUCCUUUCUUCCAUGUCAUUUCUUAAUCGAAAUUGCUUUUCCACCCCACCCCAAAGCUGCCACCAGCCCUGCUGGGGGAAAAUACAGAUAGCUCUACCAUGUUUGGGAUUUUUCUCAGUUUGGUAAUAGCAAAAUUGUGGGGGGAGGAUUUAAAUGGAGAAAACAGCAGAGGAAAAUGUUUCAACCUACACUCCCUCACUAUCACUGCUCCUACAAAAACUGGGUAUCCCCUUAUGGCUGCUUUAAAGUUUAACAAUAAAAAGUUGGGAAAUGCAAUCAUGAAUCGACUGCAUCACAUCUGUUUUGGCCCUUAGAUUCAAUUUCCAUUUUCCUUAGAUACUAAUUUCAUCUUAUAAAAACUCCACAAGCAGCUAUCUUUUAGAAAGCAUACUGAAAGCAAAGCAAUAUAUUUGCUAAUAUUAGACUGUGCUGGCAAUAUGUUGUUUUAGAGAGCAUUUAAAAGUGUGAAUGAGAAAUAAGGUCAAGUAACUUUUUGCACAGUAUGUUCUCUAUAAAAAGUAUGCACCUUUUUCUAUUUGAAGUAUUUACUAAACAUUUACAUGCAGUUCCCUCAGGGUUUCACUACAAACACUGCAAACAUUCUGUGUGAGACACAGCAUUCAGAAUGUGCCGCCUCGGGCACAUGGCCAACUAUGUACUGCCAUUUGCAUAAUCUCAGCCACUUAUAGCCUUGACAUUGUGACAUAUACUUGUUUCCAUACACAGCAGUCACUUCACAAUAAAAGAUCCCUGUAUAUGGCCUUGCACUUACAGAAGCCAGAUCACAUCAUGGUCCCUAGAUGUUAGCAUUUCCCUAGUGUGUGCUCCAUACCCUGCAGCUGUAUAGAGUACCUUUACCUCCCACAUCGCCAUUGUCGAAAACAGAGAGAGAAAUAAUUUCCACCAUAUUCUAUAUGUCUAACUUACCCACCUCAGAUUUCUCAGCCUGGAGAAGCUAACUCCCAAGGCUCAAUUCAUACACAGAGGCAAGGCCCAUGCCAUUUAGAACAAUAACACACUGCCUUUCAUUUGAAUUCAUCCAAAGAGUGUCAACUCUAGGUUUUUGAGGUUCCUUGCACUAGAUACUCUCCAUUAUCCCUCUCCAUCAGAAAGUCUCAACACCAUUUUCACUAGUUGCUCCUGCUGCUGCUCUUCUUCUUCUUCUUCACCACCACCACCACCAUCAUAGCUACCACCUGCCUGCUCACGAGGCAGAGCGACAAGCAGGCAGUGGCAUUUGCUGCUCCUCUUCCUGGUAGAGCUUUCCUGACAGAACAGACAUGUUCACCUGUCACAACAGUAUCAGUAGGUCAACCUAACAUAGGUCACCCUGGAUCCAACUUUGUGGGAUGUAUUAUCCAGUAAAUACGUGGCAAAAUGUUGACUGAGAGAUUUCAGCUAAGUAAAGGUUCCUCUGGGCUGAGCUCAGUGAAGGCCACAUUUGAUCCUUAUGAAACCACAGAUAUUUGCAGACAUGACCUCUGCUGCAGUCCCAUUUGCUCCACCAAAAGCUCAUUGUUAAAUGCUGAUGCCAAUAAAAUUGAUCCCUCCAAAAAAGGCAUUUACCAAAGAGAUACAGAAAGGGUGUGAAUACUACUGUGAAGUAUUAUCAACUUGCAAAUUUACACCUAGGAUACUAGACAUUCACAAAUGAGUUUCCUAUAUGCUAUGACUCAACCAUGAGCAGAGAAGCUGCUCAUUUGAUGGUCAUUUCAGGAGCUUCAGCACUGGGAUAAAAUAUAAGUGGGAUUUUCUACUCUGAACAACUGUGUGGCAUAAAGCUAAGGCAAAACACAAUUGGACAGAGGAAUCACAAGUAAAUCACUGUCACUGCUCAACAUCAUCUCAGUCCUUAUCUCAUUUAUUAAGAUGUCACAUUUUCUGCCUGACUUGGUUUAAGGCAGGUACCACUUAGGACAGUUCUUAGCAACCCUUGCUACAGAUACUGAAAAGACUCAACUCAGAGCUACAGCUGUCCAAGGUGGACAAAGCAAUGCAAAACUUUAAUUCCCAGGCAAUCCCAAACACACUGGCAUUAAUACAGUUUGGCUGUUCCAAUUUGCUAGGGGCAAACGAUGCUAUCAAACCAGCCCCUUAACAGCCACUUGGGCUAUCAAGGAUUUCUGUCUGGCCAUCAUCACACAGCAUCUCAACGAAUCAUCACCUUACCUUUGCAGGCCACAUUAUUCUCGGGCUCAUAUCCAGCCUUGCAGGUACAGCGGCCAAUGGGAACCAUCCACUCCCCAUCACCAUUGCAGUACAACUUAAUGGGCACAUCCACCUCCUCGGCAUUCGGGAUGCACGUGCCCCGUGCAAUCACUAGGGAGGUGCUCUCUGCUCCUGUCAUCGUCUCUGGGAAGAUGGCAAAAUUCUGCACCACGCUGGGGCAUUUCUUAAAGAAGACCCUCACCGACAGCAGUGACAUGCACGCCCCAUAAUCCUGAAAGGCCAGGUAAAAGCCGUUGCGAUUGAGGGGACCAAAGCUCCUCACCUCUGUGUUCACCUUCAUCAACCUGCCACCAAAGUCCACCUGAGAGAAGCUCUCGUCUGCAGCGAUGGUGUCCACCUUGAGGUAAGGGGCCUCUGUCCAGAAGGCUGACUUCUUGGUGGCGAUGACAGAGUCUGUCUCAUAGUAAUACAGGUUGAAGGUUUCCUUGCAGGAACCAGGGACAUUUGGGAGGCUGCUGCAGUCCCUCACCGUGAAGCGCAUCUCUGUGUAG
Messenger RNA from Podarcis lilfordi (Lilford's wall lizard), 6453 nucleotides. The record is from the annotation of a GenBank genome assembly. Lineage: Eukaryota; Metazoa; Chordata; Lepidosauria; Squamata; Lacertidae.